GGGAAGCGUUUCCGGGUCUCUCCCCGGAAGUGGCCGUGUUUCCGGAAGUGGGAGCCCGCGUCGGCCCAGGCCUCGCUGCGUUGCCACGGGAGACGCGAUGGAGGCUCCGGGGACCCCGGCGGGGUGCGGCGCUUCGGCCCAGGCGAUGGUGCCCGUGCAGGCCGAGGCUUCCGCCGUCGCUCUGCCGAAGGAGGCCCCCCAGGAGGCCCCCAAGGGCCGCAAGAGGGUCCUGGACGAGGACGCCUACAUCCAGAGCCUGGAAAAAAUCAUCCAGAGGGAUUUUUUCCCUGAUGUGGAGAAGCUGCGGGGUCAGAAGGAAUAUCUGGAGGCUGAAGAGAGCGGCGAUCUGGAGAAGAUGAGACAGAUAGCCAUCAAGUUUGGCUCCUCCUUGGGCAAAGCUGCCAGAGAUACACCUGCACCUUAUGUCACCCCGGCAACUUUUGAAACCCCCGAAGUUCACCCCAGUGAUUCUUCUGUGCUGAAUAAGCCGAAGUUCACCACGAAAUCUCUAGAUGAAGGAGAAGCCGGGGAAGAAGAAAACAAAGAUGCCCUGCCCAGUCUGGAUAAAUUCUUGGCCAAACACACCAGCGAGGAUAAUGCUUCCUUCGAGCAGAUCAUGGAAGUCGCCAAAGAGAAGGAGAAAGUGAAGCAUUCGUGGCUUUACGAAGCCGAAGAGGAAUUUGCCCAGCGGCAUCAGGAGCAGCUAGCUCUCCCAUCGCUGGAGGAGCAGCAGGCCCUGGGGAGUGGCAAAGCUGGAGUAGAAACAUGGGAAUACAAGGCAAAGAAUUCGCUGAUGUAUUAUCCACCAGGAGUUCCUGAAGAGGAAGAUGUGUUUAAGAAGCCACGUGAGGUCGCUCACAGGAACACCCGUUUCUUGAAGGACCCCUUUAGUCAAGCAGUGAGCAAGACCCAGCUUCAGCAAGCAGCAGCCCUCAAUGCUCAGUACAAACAAGGCAAAGUGGGGCCUGAUGGGAAGGAACUUAUUCCUCAGGAAUCUCCCAAGGUAAACGGAUACGGCUUCGUGGCCACACCCUCCCCUGCUCCCGGUGUGAAUGAGUCCCCUCUUAUGACCUGGGGUGAGAUAGAAGGCACCCCUCUGCGAUUGGAAGGCUCUGACAUGGACCGGACGCCAGGACCGGCUUUCAAGAUCCUGGAGCCCGGACGCCGGGAGAGGCUAGGGCUUAAGAUGGCCAACGAGGCAGCUGCAAAAAACAGAGCUAAGAAACAAGAAGCCUUGAGGAGAGUCACAGAGAACCUUGCCAGCCUCACUCCGAAAGGCCUCAGCCCUGCCAUGUCUCCCGCCUUACAACGCCUCGUGAACCGCACCGCUAGCAAGUUCACUGACAAAGCUCUCCGGGCCAGUUACACCCCUUCCCCUGCACCUGAGAGGACGCCUGGCUACAAGACGCCUUCGGCCGGCCUGCAGACCCCCACGGUCACCCCAACGUCCGGGACACUCUCUCAAACCCCAGUGGCUCAGGAUCCCACCUCUAUCACGGACAAUCUGCUGCAGCUGCCCAAGAGACGUAAAGCAUCCGACUUCUUUUGAUCCUCUCUUCUUCUUUUUUUGGGGGGGGGGGAAGAACCCAGCAGUGCCCCAAUAUGCCAAUGCUACUGAAGACAACGCCCGCCAUCGACCAAAAGCACCAGGAGAGAAGUUUCUGCGGGGUACAGGAUCGUUCCUGUCCUGGGUUGACCUCAUCCUGGCUAGCCGGCGAGAAGCAGCAGACGGAAAGUAAGGCUUUUGAGUUGAAAAACCCCUCUCGUUAAACCUUGGCACAGGAAGACGGUCGCCAGAACUGCUUGCACGGUGCUGGCCUUUUUAAUCUUAAUUGAUUAAACGCAGGCUUCACCUCCAGAUCUGGCAGGAAUUGGGAUUGUGGUGUGGAAAACUAGGGGGGACAGAGAGAGAGAACGAACUAGUAUCCAGAUAGGAUGUUGUGUGUCCGCGCCUGCUUAAUCUUGGAGCAGAUCCUCAGCUCAGAGACUGACCAAAGGUAUGGUAUAUUUUUCUUGGCCUGGGAGCCGAGAAAGAAUUUGCUUUAUAGAAAGAAAAUGCAACAAGAUUCCUUAAAUUCUUCUCCCACAGAGGUCCUGAGAGGCUUGCUUAUGGAUCGAAAGCUUGGGAUAGCUUGGGUUUCCAAACCUUACAGGCGCUAAAACGUGGGUUGGGAUCAAGCCGAUCCGGUCUAACUCAAUCUCGCUUGGAGCAGGAUUAUCGGUGGCCUCCUGUAUUUUGGACCCAGUCCAGUCCAGCCCAAACAAACAAAAGUAUUAAGAGCUGGGCAAGGUUUCUGAAAAAAAAAAAUUUCAAAGCCAAACUGAGAAACUGAAAACUUGGGCAGCAAAGAUAUGAUUUAAUCCAGUGGGGUGGGGGAAACGGGGGAAAAAUGUAUUUUUUUCGUGACAUUAAAAGCUCGUGGCACAGUCGGUGAAAAAGAUGGCAAGCUGGAACCUUUCAGCCAUCAUUGUCAUUCAAGGAGACUCAGUUGCUUUGGCUUUGAAUAAUUUGUUGUAAGCAUCUGUUUAUCCUCCUUGAAGCUUUUUACAUCUGCAUCUUACAAAUAAGAAAUUGAACUUCUUUGGUGGAAGGACCGAAAAUAAACACCUUAGGUCUAAAGACCUUAACAUA
This is a messenger RNA of Crotalus tigris (Tiger rattlesnake), 2632 nucleotides long. It is a transcript of the gene ESS2, whose product is annotated as ess-2 splicing factor homolog. The record is from RefSeq and is a predicted model, not a curated record. NCBI's taxonomy places the organism in Eukaryota, Metazoa, Chordata, Lepidosauria, Squamata, Viperidae. Gene Ontology annotation, cellular component: catalytic step 2 spliceosome. Bases 98 to 1549 code for a protein of 483 amino acids. The transcript has 10 exons.